CUGGCGUGCAGUCAACGGAAUGUGCUGCUCCUCUCAUCCGCUCACUGAACAGAGCAGACGCAGCGGGGAAGUAAGGCCUCACGCUUGCAGUACUGGCGAUAUUUGGAAUUUGGAAAGUUGCUAAGGGUUAAAGAUGGACCUUGUGCUGAAUGUUGCAGAUUAUUACUUCUUCACUCCAUAUGUAUACCCCUCAUCAUGGCCUGAGGACCAGCCUCUGCGACAGAUCAUCAGCUUGAUGGUGGUCACCAACCUGGGCACUGCAAUCCUGUAUUUAGGCCUGGGUGCAUUAAGCUACUUUUUCAUUUUUGUCCACAAAUUGAAGCAACACCCUCAAUUUUUGGAGGUGCUGUAUUUAGCCCUGUACGUGUUUGUCAACAUAUGGACCGUCUCCAUUCAUGAUGGGGACUACCGCAUCCCCAGCCUGUUUGAGAAUGUCAUUAAUGGUUCAGCACACCACACAGACCACCACCUCUUCUUUGACCACAACUAUGGGCAGUACUUCACCUUGUGGGACCGCCUUGGAAGCUCUUACCGGUACCCUUCUGCGCUGAUGGGAAAGGGGCCGCACGACCACAUCAAGAAAUUAAUGACAGAAGGGAAGCUGAACUCAAAUGGUGUAAAUAGGCACAACAAUAAUAAUAAUGGUGCUCAUGUCAAGAAAGAGUAGGUAGACACUCAAAAACAUGAAUAUGUUUUUAAAGGUAAGUUUUCUACCCUUAAAAUAUGUCUUUAUUCAUAUAAGGAUCUAAAAUUCUUCAGAAAUAAUCAGUUAUGCAUAAAAUGUGUUUACUGUUGCCAAAAAGAAACAUGCACAAUAUGUCUAUCAUCGCCAUAUAAAAACAUUCACUAUGGCUACCCAGUUGAUACUCUUUUGUUUGCGUGCAACUUAAUAUGAAUCAUUACCCAUCAUUACUAAAAUGAGUAUUUACCAGGCUGAUCUGUCACGUAAGCGUCUAUAAUUUUGCUGUCUUAAACAUUCAAAGAAUAUUAAAACACUGUCAGUACUAUCCCUUGCCUUUACAUGACCCCGGUUCACCUUUCUUAUAGCAGUAUGCUGUCUUUAAAGUAAAUUCGAAUUUAGCUGUGUUUAUCUGAUCAAAGUUAAGGGCUUUCUGAUUUACAGUCAUCUUAUUUUAAAGGGAAGCUGUAAUCUCUGGUAUGCUUUUGAUAUGAUAUGCACAUUCUUUCCAAAUAAAAUGGAGUAUAUUU
Xyrauchen texanus (razorback sucker) is the source of this 1209-nucleotide messenger RNA. Its product is annotated as lathosterol oxidase-like. Lineage: Eukaryota; Metazoa; Chordata; Actinopteri; Cypriniformes; Catostomidae. Gene Ontology annotation, biological process: lipid biosynthetic process. The record is from RefSeq and is a predicted model, not a curated record. Gene Ontology annotation, molecular function: iron ion binding; oxidoreductase activity. The transcript has 3 exons. Bases 134 to 667 code for a protein of 177 amino acids.